Molecule: messenger RNA, 1131 nt
Organism: Musa acuminata subsp. malaccensis (wild Malaysian banana)
Lineage: Eukaryota; Viridiplantae; Streptophyta; Magnoliopsida; Zingiberales; Musaceae
Source: RefSeq, a predicted model, not a curated record
UCUUUCCCUCAGCCUGUCAUGUUUCCUAAUGAUGGGCCAUAACUUUGUCUCCGAUCUCUUGGUUCUUCCUCUCACCAUGAGAGAUCUUGCCGGUUGCUUGGCGAACCAAGCUGUCAGAGUUGCAGAAGCCACAUGCUCGGUGAACGGGCACUCGUCGGUGGCCGAACAAAGCCCGGUUCAGAACACCAUCACUUGCUUCUACAGAACCACCCUCUCCACCCGGAGGGAGCUGCUCACCGGCGUCACCUGGUCCAAGUACCCAGCCGGCGCAUCCCUCUCUGUCAUGGUCGAAGACAGCUCCUCCUCCUCGUCCUUCUCCGGUACUCUGAUCAAGCCCAAUGUCGUGAAUUCCCAGCUCCUGCGGAAGAAGAAAGGCAGCCGGUCGUUCGUAGUCGGCAACUCGGCCGUCAGCCUUUACUGGGACGUCUCCGCCGCCACCUAUGAGUCGGCGCCUGAGCCCACCAGGGGUUUCUUCGUCGUGAUGAUCGCCGACGCGGAGUUCGGUCUGCUGCUCGGUGAUAUGUGCGGGGAGUUCGUCAAAAAGCUGGAGAACCCGCCACCGAUCGCAAAGUUCUUCAUGUCGAGCAGGAGAGAGCAGGUGCGCGGCACCACUCUCUACGCCACCAGGGCUCAGCUCGGCGACGGGGGGAAGCAGCACGAGAUAACGAUCAGGUGCAAGGGAGACGAGCUGGACGCCGAGGGCUCGGAGAUCUUCAUCUCCGUCGACAAGAAGAAGCUGGUCAGCGUGAAGACACCGACAUGGAACUUCCGAGGGAACCAGACAAUAUUCGUGGACGGAUUGGCCGUCGACGUGCUGUGGGACGUGCACGACUGGUGGUUCUGCGAAGCCUCCCACUGCGCUCGCUUCAUGUUCUGGCGGAGGAGCACGUCGGAGAUCAGGCUGUGGUCGGACGAGGAACUGGCGCCGAACAUCUCUGGGUUCUCUCUAUUGAUCCAAGCCUUCAAGAGCCAAUGAUUCUGAUACAUGUUCGGCCUCUUACUUCUCUAUUAUUGCUUCUCUGCUAAGAGUUGCUUGAUCACAGAUUUGGUUGGUGAGCACAUUAUGUUCUCUUCUCCCAUAUCAAACAGGAUGAAUCAUAACUCAGAAUAAGGCUAGAAAACAUUUCUUUA